UGAAAAAGGAUGGGUGGAGCAAAGUGGAAGGGCUAUACUCCAAAAUGCCAAGUGAUCAGCCCUUGACGGUGUCCCGCGACACCCCUUUGCACGUAGCAAUACACAUGGGCUGCGAAGACAUUGCACAAGAGAUCCUCUACAAUUGCAUGGUACACAACAGAGCUUUGUUGAAGAAGACGAACGCCCUCGGAGACACCGUUCUUCACGAGGCGGCUGCCGUCGGCAUGAAAGAGCUGGCAAAGAAAAUUCUAGAUGAUCGGGAGCUGGGGCUGCUUACCAUGAAAAACAACCUUGGCGAAACACCUCUCUUCCGAGCAGCGUAUUGCGGCCAGAAAGAAAUGUUUACGUUCUUGGCUGAUCAAGUCGAGACUUCGGAGGUUCCUUACCAUCUCUCCAGGAAGGAUUCCCUUAAUGUUCUCCAUGUUACGAUCCGUGCCGAGUUCUUUGAUCUUGCGUUUCUAAUAGCUGAAAGAUACCCUUGUUUGAGGCGGAAAAAAGAUAACACUGGGAUGAUAGGACUUCAGAUACUCUCAACCAAUCCUGCAGCAUUCAAGAGUGGGAGCAAGCAUGGAUUACUUAGCAGACUAAUAUACAACUGUAUUCCGAGUGAAAAUUAUGAUGAUGAUGCAGGUGGCCGUCAUGAACGAGGAUUAAUUAGUAGAGCAGCUCGAAGAAAGAUUCAAAAAAGUACGGAAAGGCUUGUCCCUCCCUCUCAAAACUCUCAUGCUAGAGGAUGGCCUAUGAUAAGCAAAAUCUACAACGAAAAGAAAAAGCACGAAUCGGCUUUCAGAUUGGCCCAGUUGCUAAUAGAAGACGACGUGUCAUGGGAGAUACGCAUGUCCAAGCAAGAUAGUACUGGCAAGAUUUCGGUGGCACCUGAUCGGGCCGAUAUUCCGAUAACCAUAAGCGAUGACGACAACGACGACAGAGAGCGAAUAAAAGGCGGAGCAAGCCAAAUGCAACAAUUGAAGUUUUAUGAAGUAAAUGAAGACGAUGAGGACGACGAAGAAGAUAGUUGUUGCAAAACGAAAAAAGAAGGCGGCAGUAGUACAAGUACUAGUGGCAAAACCGAAGGGAAGGAAACAUCUCCGCCGCAUAAUCCUCCUACAGCGCUGCUGAUCGCAACAAGCAGGGGAAUAGUAGAGAUUGUAAAGGAGAUACUGCGAGUGUAUCCGCAGGCGGUUGAGCAUGUGAGUGAUAAGGGGCAGAACAUAUUGCAUGUGGCGAUUAAGUACCGGCAGUUGGAGAUCUUUCGUCUUGUUGGAGAGAUGGAAUUUCAGAUGUCAAGGUUGGUCUGGAGGAUCGAUGAUUACAACUACACAAUAUUGCACCAUGUUGGAGUCAUGAAAUAUUACACCGGAAGUAAUAAGCCUGGUCCUGCACUUCAGUUGCAAGAGGAAUGGAGAUGGUUUAAGAGAGUCAAGCUUAUGAUCCCGCCACACUAUGAACUGCACCGGAGCCCAUACAAAGACAAAACCGAGACGGCGGGGGAGUUGUUCCACCGAACCCACAAAAAACUCCACAAGGAAGCUCAGGACUGGAUGAAGCGGACUUCGGAGUCGUGCUCUGCCAUUGCGGUUCUCAUCGCCACCGUCGCCUUCGCGGCCGCCUACACCGUCCCUGGAGGCUCGAACCAGAAGACGGGGUUUCCCAUACUCUUGGACGAGCCUUUCUUCUUGUUCUUCACAAUUAUGGACGUCCUCUCACUCGCCAGCUCCUUGACUUCGGUCGUGAUGUUCCUCUCCAUCCUCACCUCCCCCUUUGAGCUCCGUGAUUUCUACCACCCUCUUCCUCAAAAGCUCAUCAUGGCCUUCACUUUCCUCUUCUUCUCGGUGUUUAAUACGAUGAUGGCCUUCGCCGUGACGAUAGUUCUCAUCAUUCGGCUGAGGAACCAGUGGACUACCAGUAUUGUUUACAGCGUGGCUUUCCUUCCCGUCUGCGUUUUUGCCCUCUUGCAGUUACCUCUCUAUCGUGCGUUGGUGGAAACUACGAAAUGGACCGUCAUAGCCGUCAUAAGAGCCCUAAGUCCUUCGUAUGCUGGUCGCUCUUGGCUUAAUAUAUAGCGACUGAGAUUCGUCACUACGUAUUGUCAUUAUGUGUUGUCUAAAAUUAUAAUUAUUGUGUUUCUUCUUGAUUGUUUGUGAAACUUAAGUUCAGAGAAGGACUCAACAGCUACCUUUGUUUGUGCU
This is a messenger RNA of Morus notabilis, 2189 nucleotides long. RefSeq lists its product as uncharacterized. Gene Ontology annotation, molecular function: protein binding. The record is from RefSeq and is a predicted model, not a curated record. Lineage: Eukaryota; Viridiplantae; Streptophyta; Magnoliopsida; Rosales; Moraceae. The transcript has 5 exons. The coding region runs from base 45 to 2063 and encodes 672 amino acids.